Molecule: messenger RNA, 1824 nt
Organism: Hypanus sabinus (Atlantic stingray)
Lineage: Eukaryota; Metazoa; Chordata; Chondrichthyes; Myliobatiformes; Dasyatidae
Gene: uraha
Product: urate (5-hydroxyiso-) hydrolase a
Exons: 4
Coding region: 141-560 (139 amino acids)
Biological process (GO): purine nucleobase metabolic process
Molecular function (GO): hydroxyisourate hydrolase activity
Source: RefSeq, a predicted model, not a curated record
GAAGCCGUUAUUGUGAAAGAGGCAAACACUGUGAGGUUGAAGAGGGACAUCAUAGGACUAGAACUUAAAUUUACUCUUCCCAUUAACUUAAAGUAUCAACAGCUCAUAAUCAGUCAUUUCUGGAAGACCUGUUCAAUUAAAUGACAGCACCACGACUUCAGCACAUUCAACAUCAUCUUGUAACAUCAGAAAAGAGUAACUCCUGGGAGCGCGACAUGUCUCAGAGCCCGCUAACGACUCAUGCCCUCAACACGGCCCGAGGGAUCCCCGCUGCUCGCCUGGCGGUCACUGUUUCCCGGUUGGAGAACGAGGGAUGGAAAGAGGUAGCAAGAGGGGUUACUAAUUCAGAUGGCAGAUGCCCUGGUUUGCUAACAUCACAGACUUUUAUUCCUGGGAUAUACAAGAUGAAAUUUGCAACAGAUGAAUAUUGGCAAUCAUUAAAAGUGGCCAGUUUCUACCCAUAUGUAGAGAUUGUCUUCAACAUUUCAGAUACAAGUCAGAAGUACCACAUUGCUCUUCUCCUGAAUCCAUUCUCAUAUACUACCUACCGAGGAUCCUAAGUGUCCUUAUCAUUACAAUAAUGCAGUGUGGAUUAAUUUUUACAUUGUAAUAAGAUUCUGUAUGUUAAUAUGUGUAUUUUUCACUGACUAUACAAUAAUAGAAAAUAUUAUAGAUUCAAAUGGAAAAAUAAAAGCAUGGCCUUUAUUUGCACAAAAUUGAGGAAGCUAUGUAUCUGCUAUAUUUUCUUAUCAUUGGUCAAACCCUGUUUAUGGCACUGUGUUAAGUUUUGGGACCCGGGUUUUAGACUUAUUUUUAAGACAAAUUGUUUCAACUUGGCUUGCAUUCACUUCAAUAAUAAAAGUAAUGUAAUUAAGUGUUUUAAAUGUUUCCUAGAAUUCCCAGGGAGAGGUUAUGAUACAUCACUGAUAGCAAAGAAUACCCUGAAGUAAGAAUUUUUAUUUUAAUACCAAAUUUGAAACUGGAUUGGUGAAAUGAGCAGGACCUGUCCACUACAUAAUUAGUUGGGCUAAUCUUGUAAGUGUAAUUAAAACCUGGAAACUUGUUUGAACAUCAGGAAUCUUUCUGUAAUUUGGGUUGCAAAUUUGAAGAUCAGAUGUUGCAAGAGGCUAAAAUUCUGAGAGUAUCCAUGAUGAAGUUACUUUUUAGUGGGGAAAAUUGUUUCAAGCUCACAUGUAAUCAGGCUACAGACUUAAAGCUGUUGGGAAGCAAAUCAUAAAUAUAAUUAUUUGAAGAGAAACAACAAUUAUUUGUUGGAGGAAAAGAUACUAUUUUGGAGACAUCUGAUUUGCACAUUUUGGCUUUUAUUUCUCUAAUAGCUAGGAGGGUGCUCUUGCUUAAAUGGAAGGAUGUUGCUCCGCCUACUCAUGCUCAAUGGUUACGUGAUGUUAUACCAUGCCUAAAUUUAGAAAAGAUCCACUAUUCAAUUUCUGAAUCUAGUCAAGACUUUCAGACAUUGUGGGGACCAUUUUUGAACUAUUUUCAAAACCUUUGAUUUGCUGUUAAAGUACAGAUGUUGGCUAAUAACAUAUUUCACUAUACGAUAAGGUAAGAAAAAAGGAAAAAAAAUUCUUAACAAAGAGCAUUGAUCUUGGUAGUGGCUUUAGAUUUUUUUGGUAUAACAAAAUUAUCACAUUUCAAUAUUACAAUUUAACUUAAUUUACAUGAAUACAGGAUAAUGAGAUUGCAUGUGUGAAUCAAAUAUAAUGUAUUCGGUAUUAUUUUAUCUUUUUUGACUUAUAGUAUAUAUCUUCUUGUACUCUGUAUUCUUCUAUGUAGAAAUUAAUAAAAAUAUUGAAGGAGAAG